AUGAGCAACUUCGCCGCCACCAUGUGGUUCAUGACCUUGAACAUGGCGAGUGGGUUCUGGGCGGUUCCGAUGACGGCCCGAGCCCAGCUGAUCUCGGCAUUCAUUUGCCCGCUCGGACAUUUCCAUUCGUACAUCGACGACAUUAUCUACGGAGCUCCGUCCUGGGAUGACCUGUGCAAAACACUGAAUGCCCUCCUGUACCGGCUGCGGUACUGGAACAUCUCAAAGUGCAAGUACCUCGGGCACGACAUCAGCUCGGACGGAAUCAGGACAUCCCCGAAACGGGCGGAAAAGGUCCUCAACUUGCCUUUCCCGAAGACCCAGUAG
This is a messenger RNA of Phytophthora megakarya, 327 nucleotides long. NCBI's taxonomy places the organism in Eukaryota, Oomycota, Peronosporomycetes, Peronosporales, Peronosporaceae. The record is from the annotation of a GenBank genome assembly.